Cutaneotrichosporon cavernicola is the source of this 3399-nucleotide messenger RNA. RefSeq lists its product as uncharacterized. The record is from RefSeq and is a predicted model, not a curated record. The coding region runs from base 1 to 3399 and encodes 1132 amino acids. The transcript has 4 exons. Gene Ontology annotation, molecular function: ubiquitin binding; protein-macromolecule adaptor activity; identical protein binding. NCBI's taxonomy places the organism in Eukaryota, Fungi, Basidiomycota, Tremellomycetes, Trichosporonales, Trichosporonaceae.
AUGGCCUACGUCGCAGUCGUCAAGGCGCUGUACGACUACACGGCCCAGGACCUCGAGGACGAGCUCUCAUUCUCCGAGGACCAGAUCCUCUACAUUGUCGAGAAGGGUGAUGACGAGUGGUGGAAGGCCAAGCUCAAGGAGGAUGAUGGGGGUCAGGAUGGGCCGGUGGGCCUCAUUCCAUGCACCUACGUCGAGGAGAUGCCGCCAAUCAACCAGACGAGAUCGAUGUACUCGUACGAGUCGACGUCACCAGAGGAGGUCUCGAUGGACGAGGAGGCGACGCUGUACGUCUACGCUGUCGAGGACGAGUGGUUGCUCGUGCGCGUCUCGGGCGGUAGCGACAAGCUGGGUUUCGUGCCCCGCAACUACUGCGAGGAGAUUGACGCUUCGACGAGCGUCGCAGUCGCCGGUGCCGAGGAGAGCGCCGAUGUGGUCGAGGCCCAGCGCCGCGAAGAGGAGGAGGCGGCACACGCCCGCGAGGUCGCCGAGCACCAACGCCAGCUGCGUCUCAAGGACAAGGUCCAGACGUGGUCGGUCGCUGAGAUGGACGGUAACCGCAAGAAGAACGGUACACUGGGCGUUGGCAAUGGCGCCAUUUUCUUUGCUUCCGAGACGGACAAGAGCCCCGUCAAGCAGUGUCCGAUCACGGAUCUCUUGCAGGUCGAGCCCCAAUCGGACAAGGUGCUCGUGCUGAGUCUCGCCGGGCCACAGUCCCACCUGGUUCUCCACACCGGCAGCGCUCAGGUGUCCAAGGAGAUCAUCCACAAGCUCGAGCAGAGCAAGGAAGCUGCUGGCGAGGCGCUGGAGCUCACACACGACGUCGACGAGGCACCGCAUCAGCCGGCAUCCGAGGACGAGGCGCCCGUGGCGCCACCUCCCACCAAGCAGGUACGGUGGGCCGAGGAGACGCCCGCGAGCCCACAGACGCCUGUGAGCCCUUCGUCCGCUGGGGCGGGCGGUGUCGAGCAGUGCGUCGUGCUUUACGACUUUGAGGCUGGCGGUGACGACGAGCUCACUGUCGCCGAAGGCGAGACUCUCACUGUCGUCGAGAAGGAGGACGAGUGGUGGCUCGUGCGCAACUCACGGGGUGCCGAGGGCGUCGUGCCUGCCCAAUACGUCGAGGCGGCUGCUGGUGGCGCACCAGCUGCACCGGCCGUCGACCCAGCUGCCGCGCGCCGUGCUGCCGAGGCUGAGGCUGCGCAGGCUGCAGCUGCGGCGGAGGCUCGGCGCCGGGAGGAGGUGCAGCGCAAGGAGGAAGCGCGCCGUGCGAUCGAGGAAGCGGCUGUUCGCCGAGCCGAGCAAGAGGCGGCGGACCACGAGAUUGCUGAGCAGAUUGAGGUCGAGGAGCGCGCCAAGCAGCAGCAGGUCGACCAGCGUAUGCGUGAAGAGGAACAGCGGCGGCGUUACGCCGAGGCUGCGUCGCGGCGGGAGGCGGCUCGCGGAGCCGAGCCACCCAAGGUCACGUCGCGUGGUGGCGGCGACGCGGCGGCCGCUGCUCGCAACCUCCCUAGCGGCAAGGCCAAGGCGACGCCAGCCAAGCCGAGCGACCCAGCACGGCCCAAGCCGAACCCGGCGCGCACACGUGUCUGGAGCGACCGCACGGGGCAGUUUAAGGUCGAGGCCGAGUUCCUGGGCAUGAACGGCAACAAACUGCGGCUGCACAAGUUAAACGGCGUGAUCAUCGAGGUGCCGAUGGAGAAGAUGUCGCCUGACGACACACACAUGAUUAAGCGCUACCUCGCACGCAAGGAGCGGCAAGCGGCGGCGGCGGACGACGACGACCUCCCGCUCGGUCAGGCGGUGCGCAAGCCGAGCGCGACUAUUAGCCAAGAGUCGAGUGUGCGUGCCGAGGCGCAGCGCCGCGGCAGCGCGCGCAAGCAGGCGUUUGACUGGUUUGCGUUCUUCCUCGACGCCGGGUGCGGGAUCGACGACUGCACCCGCUACGCGGCCAACUUUGACCGCGACCGGAUCGACGAGAGUAUCCUGCCCGAGCUGGACGGGACCACGCUGCGCUCGCUCGGCCUGCGCGAGGGCGACGUCAUCCGCGUUCGCAAGGUUAUUAGUGGGCGGUAUGGCAAGAAGACGCCCGAGCAGGCGGCGCAGCUGAACGCCGACGAGGACUAUGCCCGCAAGCUGCAGGAGCAUGAGGACGGUGGCGGAAAGGGCCCCGCGCCGGCCCCUCCUCCCGGGCUGUUCACGAACCCGGAGGGCAAGCUCACGAACAACACGCGCCGCGGCCGUCCCGAACGCCGCAACACCCUCACGUCCAACACGGUCGACACGGCUGCGCUCGGCGCUGUGUCUGAGCAGCUGAGCAAGGUGUCGCUCACGCCGAUCGAGCCGACCCCAGCUCCGCCUGUUGAAAAGAAGGCCGAGGAAGAGAAGAAGGAGGAGCUGCCCAAGUCUCUGCUUACUGGCUUUGACGACGACGCGUGGGAGAUCAAGCCUGCGGCCAACAAGCCUGCGUCACCUGCGCCUGCAACCGCGCCACCGAAGACGGCCAGUCCGCCACCUAAGGCGAACGGCACCGACGCGCUCCUCGCACAGAUCAGCAACAUGCGCCCAGCGAGUGCGGACGCGCCCCGCGGUGGCAACUUUGACGUUCUCGCUGAGCUGCCGAACCCGCUGAGCGUGCAGGCGCAGCAGCGUGCCACGUCGGCCGCAGUACCAGCACGCACUGGCAGCGCGACCCUUCCCCCGCCAUCGACCUACGGCCUGGGUGCGGUCAACUCAGCGGCGCCAAUGGCCCAGAUCCAGCAGCCUCAGCAGGCCCAGCCGCAGAUGCCGGACCCGAACGCGCCCCGCGGUCCCCUCGCACCUGUACGCGCGAACGAGGGGCUCCUCAACCCCCUCCAGCCGAGCAUGACGGGCAUGUUCGUUCCCACCCACCCGACAGGCUUCCAGCAGCCCAUGGGGAUGCAGCAGACAGGCAUGCCCAUCGGCAUGGGCGGCGGCAUGCUCUCGCCCGGGUACCAGCAGCCCAUCCAGCCGGCGUAUACUGGCAUCCCGUUCCAGCAGCAGCAGAACAACAGCUUCAACGCGAUUGCUAAUCUGCCACCGCCGCAGCUUCCGCAGCCGACUGGUGCGGGAGGGGACAUGUUUGCGCCGUCGAACAUUUUCAACGCGAUGAAACGCACCGACUUUGGCAAGAGCGAGGAGACGAACCCUCAGGCUGCGAACAAAUACGACGCGCUGCGCCCACUCACGACGGGGUACAAUGGCGCGCCGGGCAUGUUCCCGCAGAACACGGGCAUGCCGAUGCAGAUGCAGGGCACAGGCAUGCCCAUGGGUGGCAUGAUGCCCAUGGGCCAAGGCAUGUACCCGCAGGCGACGGGGUACAACCCGCAGAUGAUGGGGCAGUACGGGCAGUAUGGGCAGGGCGGGUAUGGGCAGUACUAG